Molecule: messenger RNA, 1573 nt
Organism: Dermacentor andersoni
Lineage: Eukaryota; Metazoa; Arthropoda; Arachnida; Ixodida; Ixodidae
Product: SAC3 domain-containing protein 1
Biological process (GO): spindle assembly; centrosome duplication
Cellular component (GO): spindle; nucleus; centrosome
Source: RefSeq, a predicted model, not a curated record
GUCCGUCGUAUCUGUUGUUAGCCAACAAUAGCCGGUUAGUUUCAACAGUUUCGAUUUCAUUCUCUUGAUAGCUAACGCAUGCUAACGUCCCAAAGCGGACGGAGUUUUUCGCUUCCACCUUUGCUAUACCUUUGUUUGUGGUUAAGUCUGCAUUGAGCCGACUCCAUCUUCCCGCUCAACUCAUGAAGUGAUGAUAUGGUGAAGUAUUGUACUGCCGUGGAGGAGAAAGCCGUAGCUCGUCGUAGUCCUUCCGGGCCCUGCUUUCACUUGUUUUGUAGCAGUGCGUGUGUUUGUUUAGGUAUAGCAGAGACAGCAUGCGAGCUCGCAGGGGCAGAGGCCGUGCGGGUGACAGAUACGACCGACGUCAAACUGGACGUGGUGAUACGAUCGAUGCUCCACGACAGACAACUGUCAUAGGAACGUGUCAGGAUAUGUGCCCGCCGCGAGAACGCCAGUGGCGUGAAAAAGAGCGCCUCCUCCACCCUUUCGAGAUCGCCGAAGGCACCGAAAGUGAUGUCCGGCCCAAGGCUGACAGAAACAAAGCCAUCAAGCAGUUCUCCAGAUCGGCUGCUGGACAGAGAGAGGCCACUCCUGAUGAAUUGAGGCCGCCACAAGUUUUGCUCAUGACAACAGCAUACUUAAUGCGCGUGAUCGCCCCGUCGUGCAGUGGUGACAGUUGGGCUGACACAUACCACUUUGUGUGGGACAGAUUGUGGGCUGUGCGCCAGGACAUGACCAUCCAGGAUCUGAAUGGUGGCGACUGCAUCGAAAUACUUGAACAGGCUGUGCGUUUUUACGUCUAUUCGGCCUUCAGGUGCUUUGAAGAAGAUGUGAAUGCCUUUGAUCCUCACAUCAACAGCCAGCACCUACAGGAGUGUUUGAAACGUCUGUUAAUCCAGUACCAACAGUCCACUGUAGACCAGUGCAGGAACAGACCAGAAAUGGAAGCCAUCUACAUUCUUCACAACCUGGGAUCAUUUGAAGCUCUAAAUCAUGCGCUAACCCUUCCAAAGGAAAUAAGAAAUCAUUCUUUGGUCAAGAUUUCUCUGGACACAAGCCUAGCACACAGGAAAGGAAAUUUUAUCAGAGUCCUGAAAAACUAUAGGACCCUUCCCUCUCUUCUUGCUUGCGCUUUGCACUCGCAUUUGGAGCUCAUUCGAAGAACAGCACUGCAGGUUAUGACAGUGGCAUUCAGUUCCAAGAACUGCAAGUUCCCCCUGUCCGUGUUGGGCCACUGGCUUUCUUGCUCUGAUCACACUGCAAGGGAACUGUGCCGUCUCUACCAGCUACCAGUCCAAGAUUCGGAAGUCAAUUUUCUCAAAGGUCGUGGAGAUUUCACAUUAAAACAACUUAAAAAGCACCACGAUUCAGCCCUCAUGAAGGUCUUAUCAGCGACUGACAUUGGCACUUUACUCUGUCCUGAUGACAAAAGACAGCCAAGUCAACUGAGGUGACGACAGAUGACCACAGUUGUGUGUGACAGGGACAUGCUUCACUGUGUUGAAAGCCAGGGCAAGAACUUCACCUAAUUUAUUUACGCAUCACAAUAAACAUGCUCAUUUUCAUAAACCGA